This is a messenger RNA of Clupea harengus (Atlantic herring), 4682 nucleotides long. RefSeq names its product ring finger protein 19B (gene rnf19b). The coding region runs from base 856 to 2988 and encodes 710 amino acids. The transcript is spliced from 9 exons. Gene Ontology annotation, molecular function: zinc ion binding; ubiquitin-protein transferase activity. NCBI's taxonomy places the organism in Eukaryota, Metazoa, Chordata, Actinopteri, Clupeiformes, Clupeidae. Gene Ontology annotation, biological process: protein ubiquitination. The record is from RefSeq and is a predicted model, not a curated record.
CCUACAUAUUGAGUCUUUGUAUGUGUUUGUAUCUCUAUUAGUUUCUUUCUUUGUAUCUCUAUUUACUUAUGUAUUCUUUCUUUGUGUGUGUGUCAGAUUUACGUAAGGACACGAGUCAGUUAGAGUUCAGUGGUUCUAGCUACUCCGGUGUCUCAAGAGUUAACAGAGAAAUCGAAACAGAGGACGUGUUUAUCUGCGUACGUGUGUGUGUGUGCAGAGGGUAGUACUGAGCAUGCUCCUUCUGUAGGCUGGUCGCUGUGUGUUAACUUCCUGUGUUAUCUGUCUUUCUCACAGACGGCUGGGAGAGAAGAACUCAGAGGAACUACUUCAGCAAGUACUCAAGAACAGGAGGUACAGGAACCGAGCACUUUGGGAUUCUUCUGAAUGAAACACUUGCCUUAGACACUUCCCGUUAAGCCUCUUCUCUCUUUUAUACCUGCCUUUACGAAUAGAGUUUUAUAUAGCUUAACACAGCAAUGGCUCCGUGUAGAGGUAACAGAAUACUGUUUUGUAUUUGCCGUAGCUAGAUGUGAAAAUUAAGGAGGGCACAAAAGAGAUAGAAACGUUGUUCUCUUUCGUUUUUAACUGAGAGUCUGACCACAUCCCUGUCUAGGUUUUCCCCUGGUCAGAAGUUCAUUGUUGUAACUGUUAAAAUACACUGCGUAGACAUCUCCUUUUUUUGGUCACACAGUGUGAACCAGACAGUAUUAGUACGUGAAGGACGUUUCCGUAGGGACAGAAUUACUGUGUGUGUUGGAGGCCAAGCCCAGCGCAACAUCCAUUUGUCCUCAUCAAAGCAGGAACAUUCACACACGUACAUCUGUGGGAUAGUGCAUAGACAGUCUCUGUGGGAACAUGGGCUCAGAGAAAGAUGCCGAAUCUCCGCACUCCUCUGUUAGCGGACUCGCCAAUCCCAAAUGCCGAACACCGGGAAAGAAGCCGCGGCGCAUCUCCUUCCACAGCUUGUUUCAGAGCAAGCGAGGGGGUCGCAGCAGCACCCGUUGGGGCAAAGGGGCCUCCACCCUGCCCCCCAACCAGCAGCAGCAGCAGCAGCAGCAACACCAGCCUGCCCCCCCUGCUGCUCCCGCUCCCUCCCCUGCGCUGCCCCUGGACGCCCCACUGCCCCCACCCAGCGGCGAGACGUCUGAGCCCCUGUCAUCCAGUCACGGGUCACUGGGGGGGUCACAGGAAGGCUUAGGCUCGGGCUCCGGAACAGGCACUGGCUCUGGCUCUGCCUCUGGUUCUGGUUCUGGCUCGGACGGUGAGCUGCUGGAGUGCCCGCUGUGCCUGACGCGUCAGCCGGCCGAGCAGCUGCCGGAGCUGCAGGGCUGCCGCCACCGCUCCUGCCUGGGCUGCCUGCGCCAGUACCUGCGCAUUGAGAUCAGCGAGAGCCGCGUGCACCUGGCCUGCCCCGAGUGCGCUGAGCGCCUGCUGCCGCCGCAGGUGGCCACCAUCCUGGACGACCCGCCGCUGCUGGAGAAGUAUGAGGAGUUCCUGCUGCGCCGAUGCCUGGCCUCCGACCCAGACUGCCGCUGGUGCCCCGCCCCGGACUGUGGCUUCGCGGUGAUCGCUUCGGGUUGUGCCAGCUGCCCACGACUGGUGUGUGGGAGGGAAGGCUGCGGGGCGGAGUUCUGCUACCACUGCAAGCAGGCAUGGCACCCCAACCAGACCUGCGACUCUGCCCGCCAGCAGAGGGCGCUCUCCCUGAGGACACACAGCAACCACUCACCCAGCUACACCACAGAACACGGGCCAGCGGAUGACAUCAAGCCUUGCCCACGCUGUGGCGCUUUCAUCAUCAAGAUGAAUGAUGGGAGCUGUAAUCACAUGACCUGCGCCGUGUGUGGCUGUGAGUUCUGCUGGCUCUGCAUGAAGGAGAUCUCAGACCUACACUACCUCAGUCCAUCAGGUUGCACUUUCUGGGGCAAGAAGCCAUGGAGUCGUAAGAAGAAGAUCCUGUGGCAGCUGGGCACUCUGAUCGGGGCACCAGUGGGCAUCACUUUGAUCGCGGGCAUUGCCGUGCCUGCGAUGGUUAUUGGCAUCCCAGUGUACGUGGGGCGCAAGAUCCACUCCCACUAUGAGGGAAAGAAGACUUCACAUCACCGUAGAAACCUUGCCAUCACAGGGGGCGUGGCCCUCUCUGUCAUCAGUGCUCCUGUCAUCGCCGCUGUCAGCGUGGGUAUUGGGGUGCCCAUCAUGUUGGCGUACGUGUACGGGGUCGUGCCCAUCUCUCUUUGCCGUGGGGGUGGAUGUGGCGUGAGCCGUGGCAAAGUGGCAGAUGCGUGGCGGGCUCUGAAGUCGCCCAGUUUUGGUGACAGCAGCCUAGAGGGCGGGGCCAGCGGCAUGAGUUCCACCUCUCCCAGCGAGGCUGUUUCCGUGGCACCGGGACCCCUCACCGAGACGCCACACUUCAACACACUGGCAGGGGGCGCUCUAGGCUCUAGAGCUGGCAAAUACAGCAGGCUAGACGUGAAGGGAGGAGAGCUGGGAAAGGAGACGCUGAGGAGGGACACCGGAAGCCUGGGAGCCGGAAGUGACUGUGCCAGCACCAGAGGCAUGGCAGGAUCUAUCACCUCCUACACCAUACCAGACCGGGAGGGCACCAACCUGGAGAUCCAGGUGGACAUCGAGACCAAACCCAGCCACAUCUGUCUGACCAGCGAAGAGGACCUGGCUCCUCCCACCGCUGCUAUGAGUGACGAGCCUCAGGACUGUAGCUCACGGAGGGGCGGAGUCCUGGCGGGCUCGUUGCUAGGGCUGUCGCCAGGCGUGUCUCUCAGGGAAGGGCUUCGGGAUGUGACGCUCGCGCAGCCUGAGAGCAUCCGCAGCGACCUGGAGAUGUCCGACACGCAGUCGGACGACAUCGCCGAGCUCACUUCUGACGACUGUGACUCCCCGCGAGUUCCGCCCCCGCUCCAGUCCACGUGCAGAGCCCCGCCUCCUGCCGAUGGCCUGCACUGUCCCGAUAACGUCAUUCUGUAUGUGUGACACAAAGAGAGAGAAAGAGGUUUUUGCAAACUUAUUGCACAAUCAGCCAAGUUAUUAUUAUCUCCCCUAUGCUCCCCAGCUCCUUGUUUGAUUUAUAAAGCUUUCUUUUCUACAUUUGCUGUUUAUUAUUUUUGUAAACAAAGUCCUCUAUGGCCAGGCAGCCCAUUUGACACUAGUGCCACCAGUCCCAGAAUUCCUUAGGCCUGGCGUCCCACAGUCCUCGAGCCUUCUGACACGACAGAAGAGACGUCUGGGUGGAGUGUGUAGGUGGUGGGAGCAGCUCUGCCUUUCAUAGCAGGAUAUGUGUGUGUGUGUGUGAGUGUGUGUGUGAGUGUGUGUGUGUGUGUGGGGGGUCUACCUCUUUGAGACCUUGUAAAACUUCAUCUGUUUACUUCUUGGUGCAAAAAUGCCUUGGCUACUUAAGCAAAAACAGAAAAUAAUGAAAUAAAAAAAGUAUAAAUUUGCCACAAAAAGAGAGGAAACACAAGUGACUUCACACAGAUGAUAUGACAUGGGUAGAGUGGGGGUGCACCUGGCCAUGGGGAGACAGGAGCCCAUUGGAGUCUGAAUGUAUUUGGGAGUGGCUUACUGUCAAAGAAGUUUGCCUGUUCAUUUUCUUGACUCAUUAUUUAUAAUUUAAUGAUUUUGAAGCUGAAAGAAUGUUGGUGUGCAUGUGCUUGUAUAGCCUUGGGGUGAGUGUGUGUGUGUGUGUGUGUGUGUGUGUGUGUGUGUGUGUGUGUGUGUGUGUGUGUGUGUGUGUGUGUGUGUGUGAGAUAUGGAGUUUGCACAGAGACUAAUUGUCAGGCAUGGAUCUCACUGGCACAGAGAUUAAUGUCUGAAGUUAGCCAGACUGUUUUUUUUGUGUUUGUUUGUUUGUUUGUUUGUUUGUUGUGCGUGUGUGUGGAAGAGGCUAAAAGGGAUCACAAGUUCACUUGAAUGGCUGACUUCCUGCCUUAAUGACAGUGCUAGCCCAGCACACACACUGGUUCUGCAGCAAUCUGUCUCCAUAGUGACGUCACUGUCUGUGCCCAAACAUGUAUUAGUGUGUGUUGGUUUUCGUAUGUGUGGAUGUUUGUUUAUUACGUGCGCACGUCCUGUACGUUUGUGAGUCUAAACAGAACAGCAAACGGUCAGCUGCACAACGUUUUGAACAGAUCUCGAGAGAUGAGUGAGGUGUGUUUUACCCAAUGUGAAUGUUGUUUGUCCCACUGUAUAAUGAAUGAAUGAAUGUGAGAGCACUUGAGCACUUUACUGCUAUGUUUACCUUUAUUUUGCUACCUUUUCCUUCUGCUGUUGUUCACUCUGUUUACGUGUGUGGACGAAGGAGUGACUUACAUUUUACAAAUACCGAAGCUCAACAGUUUUAAAUAUGCCCUAAGUACCUUCCCCUCGCUCUCGCUGCUAAAUGCUUACGUUUACAGGUUUGCUGAGGGUUAGUUGUGUGAGUGACAUUUGGCAGUAUGACCAGUGAUUUUUCUCUCUACUUAAUCAAGAUGAAAUGUGAAUACAUAGGUGCACAUGAACAUGGAAAUAAGUGAGAAGGAAGCCCUGAAAUGAACAGCAAUACAGAAUGGUAAAAGGAAGAACAUGUAUCUGCUGGUACUGUUACUGUAUGGCUCUUCUGUGUCUGCCUCAGACUGUAUCAUAAGACUGAUGUUUUGAGAAAAUAAAAUAAAAAAUUCUGUGGCAAAAAA